Messenger RNA from Rhododendron vialii, 2084 nucleotides. RefSeq names its product magnesium transporter MRS2-1-like. The record is from RefSeq and is a predicted model, not a curated record. Bases 492 to 1826 code for a protein of 444 amino acids. The transcript is spliced from 8 exons. Gene Ontology annotation, biological process: magnesium ion transport. NCBI's taxonomy places the organism in Eukaryota, Viridiplantae, Streptophyta, Magnoliopsida, Ericales, Ericaceae. Gene Ontology annotation, molecular function: magnesium ion transmembrane transporter activity.
AUUGUUUGUUUUUUCAAACUCUGACUACUUCGACCAAUAACUUGCGGAGCGCGCGAGCUCUCUCUCUCUCUCUCUCUCUCUCUCUCCAACCCCCUUAUGUCUGGUAUCUGAUUCUGCCUUUAAUUCUGUAUCUGGGUUUCUUUUUUCUUUUUUUUUUGGUCAAACGGAAUAGUGUAUCUGGGUUUCGAUUCGUCUCCGAUUCAUGCACAAUCAGUCCUUGGACCAUCCGACGCUUCAUCGACGGCGGAAAUUUGAGUCCUGUGGCCCACUGUAGUCGGAAGCCCUAAUUUGCUCGUUGGAAUUCGGAGGUGUCCGGCCAGCUUACGUGCACCUCAACUGAUCCACAACUAGUUCUGAAGUGCAUUUAGUUGGGUUUACAGUUCUGGUUGUCAAUAGAAUUCAAUUGAUUGAGAAACUAGUGGGCACAAGUUCUUUGCUGGUUGAGGCAAAAAGCUUCUUUGUCUGAAUUGAACUCUUUAUCCCUCCUUUUAAUGCCAGACCUUAAAGAACGUCUGCUCCCACCAAAGCCUGCGUCAGCUAUAAAUCUCAGAGACCCAUCUUAUCGACCUUCUGCCUCUGGACGCCAACCUUUUCACGGUGUGGAUUUUCUUGGCCUGAAAAAGCGCGGCCAAGGACCUCGAUCAUGGAUUCGUGUUGAUGCACUUGGAAACUCCCAAGUCAUUGAAGUUGACAAGUUCACUAUGAUGCGCCGUUGUGAUCUUCCUCACCGCGAUUUACGCCUGCUUGAUCCUCUAUUCGUUUACCCUUCAACAAUCCUUGGAAGAGAAAAGGCCAUUGUUGUAAAUUUAGAGCAGAUUCGGUGUAUUAUCACAGCUGAUGAGGUUUUCAUCUUGAAUUCGCUUGAUAACUACGUAUUGCAGUAUGUGGUGGAGCUGGAACGGCGACUGAAAACUGCAGGGGCGCAUGAGGUUUGGCAGUCAGAAGGUACUGACUUGAGCAGGAGGAGAGGAAGUAGGAGUUUCGACAAUAUGUUUGGGAGCAUGUCACCUGAUUACUUGCCCUUUGAGUUUAGGGCUCUUGAAGUUGCUUUGGAGUCUGCCUGUACAUUUCUUGAUUCUCAGGCAGCAGAAUUAGAAAUUGAAGCAUAUCCUCUGCUAGACGAAUUUACAUCGAAGAUCAGUACCUUAAAUUUGGAACGUGUGCGCCGACUGAAAAGCAGACUUGUUGCCUUAACUCGGCGAGUUCAGAAGGUUAGAGAUGAGAUAGAGCAGCUGAUGGAUGAUGAUGGAGAUAUGGCUGAAAUGUAUCUCACUGAAAAGAAAAGGCGAACAGAAUCAGUUUUCGGUGGUGAUCAAUCUCUAAUGGGGUACCGAUCAACUGAUGGUAUGCAGACUGCGUCUGCUCCUGUUUCUCCUGUUCCUUCACCUCCAGAGAGUAGAAAGCUUGAGAAAAGCUUGAGCAUUGUUAGAAGCCAACAUGAGAGCAUUAGGAGUACUGAAAGUACUACAGAAAGUAUUGAAGAACUGGAAAUGUUGUUGGAGGCUUAUUUUGUUGUCAUUGACAGCACCCUCAACAAGUUGACAUCACUAAAGGAGUACAUUGACGACACUGAAGAUUUCAUUAACAUUCAGCUGGAUAAUGUUCGAAACCAGCUUAUACAAUUCGAGCUGCUGCUCACAACUGCGACAUUUGUCGUUGCCAUCUUCGGAGUGGUAGCAGGGAUAUUUGGCAUGAAUUUCACAAUUUCAUGGUUUGAUGUCCCGGGUGCAUUCAAGUGGGUCCUGAUAGUCACGGGAGUAACUGGGGCUGUCAUAUUUUCUUCAUUCUUGUGGUUUUUCAGGUAUAGAAGAUUAAUGCCGCUAUAGACGGAGAAGGAAAUUGCAGUUACUCCGAACGCACAACUGAUGGAUAUACAUGUAUUAUUGUUGUCAUCAUUUACUUGGGUACUUUAGACGAAAGGGAAGAUAGGGAAUGAAAAUUUGACUCCCUUGAGAGAGAUUCUUUUUAUAUGAUUGGAGUCGCAUAAUUUGGUUGUAUAGAAUCUUUCCUGGUUGGCUUCCUCUUGUUUUCUGUAAAUUGAAAGAUUUUCCUCAAUGUGUAUAAGACUUCAAGUCCUCGACGAA